UAAAUUCUAAAAUCUAGGUGAAACGUGAGGGGGGCGUGGUGAAGUCUCAGGUUUUGUCACUAUAAAAAGUGUUAACAGAACAGAGGAAGGGAAAAGAACAGCUUUCACUGUCAAGAAAAACAUUAUUCUUCUGAGCACAACUGAGGUUAAAUGGAAGCACGACAUCCAGCCAUGAAGUUUCAAAUUCUGUUCUUUCUCCUGCUGUUGUCUUUCAUGUAUCCAAGCGUGGCACAAGGUUCCUAUGAAAACUGCUGUUUAAAGUACGUUACAGGAGUGAAGAAGUCCGUUAGAAAACAUAUUGUGAGUUACAGAGUGCAGGAAACAGAUGGAGGAUGUAACAUCCCUGCUAUUGUAUUCAAGCUAAAGAGAUCAAAGACACUCUGUGCUGAUCCUAGACAACCCUGGGUAAAACAGCUGGCAAAGAAAAUAGAUGAUAAAAAAACUAUGUAGGGAGUGCAUUUCAGAGACAGCUUUGUCAUUGACCCUAAUCUAGUUUGUGCGGAGCUAAAGGAUCAAGCCAAUACAGACUGAACUGUUCUAUUUUUAAUGCAAAAGAACGGUAGUGUACAACAGCAAACAGAACUGUAACAGUGAUAUGUAGCUUAUUCCACUAUCAAUCCAGCUGAUUCAUCAUUUCUACAUCAGUCUAUGAUUACCUUUAUGUAGAGGUUCAUAAUGAACUGUAUUAUAUGGUCGCUUGUCCUCUGUUCAGUGUAUAAGAACAAUGCAAAUGUUUGAACUGUGAAUUUCUAUUGUAGAUGUCUCCAUGUCCCACCAUGGAUGGGCACAUGUUCUCUUUUAUUAUAUUUUCCCUUUUUUUACUUUUCAUUCAACUAUAACCUGUGAACCGCAUAACCUACAUACAUAAAAGUGUGUAUGUGUGGGUAAUAGUGCUGUACAUAAACUUUUAAUGAAUCUGUUUUACUAUAAUAAAGUGCUGUAAUUGAACA
Messenger RNA from Xyrauchen texanus (razorback sucker), 950 nucleotides. RefSeq names its product C-C motif chemokine 21-like. Gene Ontology annotation, biological process: neutrophil chemotaxis; chemokine-mediated signaling pathway; monocyte chemotaxis. The record is from RefSeq and is a predicted model, not a curated record. The transcript is spliced from 4 exons. Gene Ontology annotation, molecular function: CCR chemokine receptor binding; chemokine activity. Lineage: Eukaryota; Metazoa; Chordata; Actinopteri; Cypriniformes; Catostomidae. Gene Ontology annotation, cellular component: extracellular region. The coding region runs from base 151 to 450 and encodes 99 amino acids.